UAUACGGAAUCAAAAGUUUGCUGGCCAAAAUAGGAGCUGGAAUUUUUCAACCCCUUAAUUUGGUAAAGGAGCUAGCUUCCUUUACGGAGAUGGAUCUUCUCUACGACCCUGUAUAAAAAGCCCUUCCAUGGCUGUAGUUCUUUGCAAUAAGAUUUGAUCUCUACUGCAUACACAAGCACACACGUACACACAGAUCAAGCGCGCGCACACACACAUACACACAGAUCAAGAUGGAUCGCUCCAUCCGCCUUGUCUCAGCUGCCUUCGUUCUUGUCCUGCUUUUGGUGGCUGCCGAGAUGGGACCAAUGGCUGUGGAGGGAAGGGACGCUAAGAAGGUUGAGCCAAAGAAGAAGACAUGUGAUUCUCAGAGCCAAAAAUUCAAGGGGAUGUGCUUUUUGACAAGUAGCUGUGUGCAAUCUUGCAAAUCAGAGGGCUUCACCGGAGGCCAAUGCCGCGGUUUCCGCCGCAGAUGCUUUUGCUCCAAAAAUUGUUGAUGAAUUAGUUAAUCAUAAAAGUGUAUAUGUGUGGGAGAAAAACAAUCUGUGGAACCGGAGCGCGCUUGUGUAAUGAGAUCUAUUGACUGACUCAGCUGUGCUGGGUUAAUUGCUUUUGCUACCUAAUAAACUAAAUGACUGCAUGGAUCAUUUCUUUUA
This is a messenger RNA of Prunus persica (peach), 653 nucleotides long. Its product is annotated as defensin-like protein 1. The transcript is spliced from 2 exons. Gene Ontology annotation, biological process: defense response. NCBI's taxonomy places the organism in Eukaryota, Viridiplantae, Streptophyta, Magnoliopsida, Rosales, Rosaceae. The record is from RefSeq and is a predicted model, not a curated record. Bases 231 to 494 code for a protein of 87 amino acids.